This is a messenger RNA of Cuscuta europaea, 1024 nucleotides long. The record is from the annotation of a GenBank genome assembly. Lineage: Eukaryota; Viridiplantae; Streptophyta; Magnoliopsida; Solanales; Convolvulaceae.
AAUUAGCGUAAUGACGUCGAGAGUACAACAAAGACAUCAGAUUAAACCAUGCAAACUCUUCUAAUCCUUUCUCUUUUGAUCAUAUGCUUCAUCUCCAGUUGCACCGCUGAUGGAACCCAACUUCUAGUUGUGAACAACUGCAAACAGAGCAUAUGGCCCGGAAUUCUCGGAAACGCCGGGCACGAGACGCUGGAAAAAGGCGGUUUCCACCUCCCCGUCGGUCAUCAGACCGUCAUUAAUCUCCCCGAAAGAUGGUCGGGGAGAUUAUGGCCCAGACACGGCUGUUCCUUUGACAGGAACGGCCAAGGCUCGUGCCAGACAGGAGACUGCGCUGGCAUGCUCCAUUGCGCUGGAACGGGUGGAACGCCACCGGCGACCCUCGUGGAGAUGACGAUGGGGACCUCAACGAACGAGAAGCACUACUAUGACGUUAGUUUGGUCGACGGGUUCAACGUCCCCGUCUCCAUGAUCCCGGUGGGCGGAGGCAGCGGCUGCGGCGUGGCGGCGUGUGAGAUGGAUCUGAACGUUUUGUGCCCGAAGAACAUGUCUGUGGUGUUGCAUGGGAAGGUGGUGGGGUGCAAGAGCGCGUGUUUAGCUACUAAGAAUCCUAAGUAUUGCUGUACAGAGGAAUUUGCAGACAAGAAUGUGUGUAAACCGUCGGUUUUCUCGAAUCUGUUCAAGAAUGUUUGUCCGCGUGCUUAUAGCUAUGCUUAUGAUGAAUCUUCUGGGCUGAAGAACUGCAAAGCACCGCGUUAUGUGGUUACAUUCUGCCCCCAGAAUUGAAGAAGUGAAGAAGAAUUAACGUAUUUGCUUUCUGGGGUUUAAUUUCCUGUUUGGAUAUUUAUGUGAUUAACGUACUUUGAUUUAUCUGAUACACCCUGGAUUUAUGUUACUCUCUUUUGAUUUAAUUUAAGUUUCGAAUCUGGAUAUAUUGGUGCCGUUGGGUCGUAAAAAGAUUUUUGUGAAUCUUUUGCACGAAUUAUUUUAACAGAAAAAAUAAAUAAGAUUGAAAUUUGAGAUUGGG